Molecule: messenger RNA, 495 nt
Organism: Lizanozyma spartinae
Lineage: Eukaryota; Fungi; Ascomycota; Pichiomycetes; Serinales; Debaryomycetaceae
Gene: RIB4
Product: lumazine synthase
Exons: 2
Coding region: 1-495 (164 amino acids)
Biological process (GO): riboflavin biosynthetic process
Cellular component (GO): riboflavin synthase complex; intracellular anatomical structure; mitochondrial intermembrane space
Molecular function (GO): 6,7-dimethyl-8-ribityllumazine synthase activity
Source: RefSeq, a predicted model, not a curated record
AUGGCAGUCAAGGGAUUAGGUCAAUUGGACCUGGAAUAUGAUGGCUCUGACUUAAGAGUUGGGAUCAUUCAUGCAAGAUGGAAUAAAAAGAUCAUUGAUGCAUUAUUAGAAGGUGCAGUUAAACGUUUGAAGGAGUUCGGUGUUAAGGAAUCAAAUAUUAUUAUUGAAUCUGUUCCUGGAUCCUUUGAAUUACCUUAUGGCAGUAAAUUAUUUGUGGAUAAGCAAAAAGCAUUGGGAAAGCCUUUAGAUGCUAUCAUUCCUAUUGGAGUACUUAUUAAAGGUUCUACCAUGCACUUUGAAUACAUUUGUGAUGCUACUACUCGUCAAUUAAUGAAAUUGAAUUUCGAAUUGGGUAUACCAGUUAUCUUUGGUGUGUUAACUUGUUUAACUGAGGAACAAGCCUUUGCCAGAGCAGGUUUGAUUCCAGGUAAAAUGCACAAUCAUGGUGAAGAUUGGGGAGCAGCAGCUGUAGAAAUGGCUAUCAAGUUUAAAUAG